Messenger RNA from Solanum lycopersicum (tomato), 729 nucleotides. RefSeq lists its product as uncharacterized. Gene Ontology annotation, cellular component: mitochondrial large ribosomal subunit. The record is from RefSeq and is a predicted model, not a curated record. Lineage: Eukaryota; Viridiplantae; Streptophyta; Magnoliopsida; Solanales; Solanaceae.
AUCCAAAUAUAUACUCAAAACUCAAAAGAGAGGGGAAGCAGAAACCAGUGUAGCCAAAAGAGAAAAUGUUGAAAUUCUUGUCAAAAGUGAAAAUCGAAUUCAAUGCCUUAGAUCCACGAAUAGCUUCAUGUAUGGAAUUUUUGGCUCAAUGUAAUGCUCCUAAAGCCAAAGAAUCAAACCCAAGUUGCCAAAUUCAGGUCAAGCGCCGCACUGAUGACCAUCCACCGCAAAUCUCUGUCACUUUCGUCAAUGGAGUCGAGCAGACCUAUGAUGCUACUUCUACACCCGCACAGAACAUCCGUACUAUGAUUCUUGAAAAGGGUCAGUACCUUGAGACUGAACAGAUGUUUCGUGAAGCUGGUGAGAAAUGGCCUGUUAUUAUUCCUGAUGAAGAGCUUAAACAACCAUUUCUUGGAAUAAAGCCAAAGAAAGCAGAAGAGAAGAAGCAAUAGUCGAAGCUACUCACACCUAGCUUCUCAUCGGGGCAUUUUUUCAGCGUUAGAUCAGCUAUAUGACAUUCCAGAGAGAUGAGUCUUCAACUAGGGGCAAAGCUAGUUUUUUGUGGCAUUUAUGUUAACAAGAACAUUAUAUUUGUACUAGAUGAUGAAUUUGCUAUCCUUUUGUAUUGUGAGACUUUGAAAUGUCUUCCCAAUCCUCAUUUCUCCAAUCCUUGCAAAAGAAUAAAAUUCCCUUCCAAAACGUUUGAUCUCAUUUUGGAAUCGACUCUAA